GUGACAAGAGCGAAUUCGCUAAAACUAUAGAGACCAACUCGCAGGCUCGCAGCCGGCCUCUCCGCCUCCGGCUCUCCCCUCCUCGAGCGCUUUCGGCACCGUAGUUCGGUACGAUGGCAGCGGCGGCCCCGACGAGGGCAGAGGUGCUGUCGCUUUUCCGGUCCUUACUCCGCACGGCGAAGCAGUUCUCGGACUACAACAUCCGCGAGUACACACGCCGACGCGCCGCGGACGCCUUCCGCGAAAACAGCGCCCUCUCCGACGCGCCGUCCGCCGCCGCCUUGUUUGCGGUGGGGAAGCAGCAGCUAGAGGUUGCGAAGCGACAAGCGGUGAUUUACUCAAUCUACGCCCCCAAGGCCAAGAGCGUGAUGGAGUUGAAGGUGCAGUGAUGGACGAGGUGCUGCGCCCUUUUCUUCCUCAUCGUUUUCCUUUCCGAAUUCGUUUCUUUUCUGUGACGAUGAAACUAUAAACUGUUGCAUUAUCACGUUUGCUGGAUGAUUGUCAUGAUAUAGCUUCUUACUGUGCAAUAAAUUACUAAAUUUUAUUGCUA
Zea mays is the source of this 550-nucleotide messenger RNA. RefSeq names its product catalytic/ oxidoreductase, acting on NADH or NADPH. The coding region runs from base 114 to 389 and encodes 91 amino acids. NCBI's taxonomy places the organism in Eukaryota, Viridiplantae, Streptophyta, Magnoliopsida, Poales, Poaceae. Gene Ontology annotation, biological process: iron-sulfur cluster assembly. The transcript has a single exon. The record is from RefSeq and is marked validated.